AUGCCAAAGAAGGCGAUCGAUGCGCGCAUCCCCGCGCUGAUUCGCAAUGGCAUGAACGAGAAGAAGCGAUCAUUCUUCGUGAUAGUAGGGGACAGGCAGAAGGACGUCAUCGUAAACCUCUAUCAUAUCCUCCUCAACCUCGACAUCAAGCUCAACAAGUCAGUACUGUGGGCGUACAAGAACAAGCUGCUAGGCUUCACGUCGCAUCGCAAGAAGCGGGAAAAGAAGAUCAAGAAAGAGGUGAAGCGAGGAGUCCGAGAUGCAGACACGGAGGACCCCUUUGAGCUGUUCGUCAGCACACAGAAUAUCAGAUAUGUCUACUACAAAGAGACGGAGAAGAUUCUGGGUAACACAUACGGAAUGUGCAUCCUGCAGGACUUUGAAGCUUUGACGCCAAAUCUGCUGGCGAGGACGGUGGAGACGGUGGAAGGAGGAGGUCUCGUGAUCUUGUUGCUGAAGGGGAUGACGAGCUUGAAGCAGCUUUACACAAUGAGCAUGGACAUUCACUCGAGAUAUCGUACAGAAGCGCAUGACGAUGUUGUGGCGAGAUUCAACGAGCGCUUCUUGCUGAGUCUGGGAAGCUGCGACAGCUGUCUGGUUGUGGACGACGAGAUGAAUGUGUUGCCGAUCAGCGGUGGCAAGAACGUGGUGGAGAAGCCAAUUGAGGAGGCGGAGGAAGGAGAGAAGGCAGUGUCGCGAAGAGAACUCGAGACCAUCAAGCAAGACUUGGAGGACACAAAGCCGGUAGGAGAUCUGGUGAAGCUGGCCAAGACCGUUGAUCAAGCGAAAGCGCUGCUCACAUUUGUUGAAGCCAUCGCAGAGAAGACGCUCGCAAGUACAGUCACGCUAACAGCAGGCCGUGGACGAGGAAAGUCGGCAGCUCUUGGUGUCGCGAUAGCAGCAGCGAUCGCGCAUGGCUACAGCAACAUCUUCAUCACAUCACCUUCGCCGGAAAACUUGAAGACACUAUUCGAAUUCGUGUUCAAGGGCUUCGAUGCGCUAGGAUACCUCGAUCACUCCGACUACACCAUUAUCCAAUCCACGAACCCCGACUUCAACAAGGCUAUCGUACGUGUCAACGUGCACAGACAACACCGACAAACGAUCCAAUACAUUCAGCCUCAGGAUGCAUACACUCUUGGUCAAGCAGAGCUGCUAGUCAUCGACGAAGCAGCAGCGAUACCUCUGCCUCUGGUACGAAAGCUGAUGGGGCCCUAUUUAGUGUUCAUGGCAUCGACUAUCAACGGUUACGAAGGCACUGGACGAUCACUAUCGCUCAAGCUCAUGCAACAGCUUCGAGAACAGUCGAGAGGUCCAUCGCGACCAAAGCCGGACGAGAAAGUAGCAGAUCGCUCGAAUGCUUCAAAGGGUGGAAACGAUUACGCUCCACGGUCGUCAAGAUCGUUACGAGAGAUCACACUCCAGGAGCCAAUUCGAUAUGCGCAGGGCGACGGCGUCGAGAAGUGGCUGAACAAGCUGCUGUGCCUGGAUGCAACGCUACCACAGAAGAACAACAUCCAUGGCACACCUCAUCCUUCGCAAUGCGAGCUGUUGCAAGUCAAUCGAGACACCCUCUUCUCCUUCCAUCAGGUUAGUGAGAAGUUCCUGCAAAAGAUGAUGGCACUAUACGUCGCAUCGCAUUACAAGAACACUCCAAACGAUUUGCAGCUCAUGUCAGAUGCACCGGCCCAUCAACUAUUUGUUCUAGUACCGCCUACAUCAGACGACGCAAAUCAGCUUCCUGAGAUUCUCUGUGUGCUACAGGUGGCACUAGAAGGACAGAUCAGCCGUGAAAGUGUGUUGAACAGUCUUUCGAGAGGACAAAGAGCAGGAGGCGAUCUGAUUCCUUGGCUGGUGUCUCAACAAUUUCAGGAUUCAGACUUUGCUGGACUCAGUGGAGCACGUGUCGUACGAAUAGCCACCAACCCCGACUACAGUGGCAUGGGCUAUGGCUCGCGGGCUAUGCAGCUUCUGACCGAGUUCUACGAAGGGAAGCACGUUAAUUUGUCUGAGUCGGAGGAUGUCACAGCGGCUCACGAAGCAGAGAUGGUGAGGGUCACAGACGCCGAGCUGGAGCAAAGUUCACUGCAGACCGACAACAUCAAGGUUCGCGACAUCAGAGCAAUGCCGCCACUCUUUGCUCGUCUUUCUCAACGGAAGCCUGCAGCUCUCGACUACCUCGGUGUCUCGUACGGCUUGACUUCAGACCUGCACAAGUUCUGGAAGCGAUCAGGGUUCGUGCCUGUCUACCUGCGACAGACUGCCAACGAAUUGACUGGUGAGCACUCUUGUGUCAUGCUCCGAACGCUUGAAACGGGUGCAAGUGACCCCAGCUGGCUCGGUGCAUACGCAAAAGACUUCCACAAGCGCUUCCUGUCCCUGCUCAGCUAUCAGUUCCGCUCCUUCGGCGCAGUACAAGCUCUUGCGCUUGACGAAUCAGCCAACAAGGGCAUCGCCCUUCUCGACGACUCCGACAAAGUCUCAGGCAUGAAGAAGCAGGACCUCGACAUCCAAUUCACACCCUUCGACCUCAAGCGUCUCGACUCCUACGCCAACAACAUGCUCGACUAUCACGUUAUCCUUGACCUCAUGCCGAGCAUAGCACAGCUCUACUUCACCGGCCGUAUGCGUGAUGACAACGGCAUUCAGCUGAGUGGUGUACAGAAAGCUCUUCUUUGCGCCAUCGGCCUUCAGCGCAAAGUCAUCGAAGACCUGGAGAAGGAGCUGAACCUAAACGUCUCCCAACUCCUCGCCAUGUUCGUCAAAGUCAUCCGCAAAGUCAGCACGCACUUCCGUCAACUGGAAGAAGGCGCCAUAGAAAAGAGCAUGCCCGCCAUCCAACCCGGCACCGCACCCGAUGAAACUCACUCCAACGGCAUCGACACCGACGCUGGCGCUGCCUUAGCCGCUGACCUACGCGAAGGCGCAGACGAGUUUGAUGAAGAAGAACGCAAGCGGAAUCGAGCUAUGAUCGACUCCCUGCCGUUGGAGAAGUACGCCUACCAAAACGGUGGCGCGGACUGGGAGGCGGCAGAGCAGGCAGUGAAGAAGAAGGGCGAGAAGGCUAGUGGGACGACUGUUAGUGUUAAGACGGGGAAGAAGAGAAAGGCUGGUGAAGGAGAGUUGGCGGAGGUUCAAAAGGAGGCGGAGAGGCUGGGGGAGAAGAGUGGCAAGAAGAGUAAGAGGUGA
This is a messenger RNA of Fulvia fulva, 3189 nucleotides long. Its product is annotated as RNA cytidine acetyltransferase. Gene Ontology annotation, biological process: rRNA acetylation involved in maturation of SSU-rRNA. The coding region runs from base 1 to 3189 and encodes 1062 amino acids. The record is from RefSeq and is a predicted model, not a curated record. Gene Ontology annotation, molecular function: tRNA binding; 18S rRNA cytidine N-acetyltransferase activity; ATP binding. Lineage: Eukaryota; Fungi; Ascomycota; Dothideomycetes; Mycosphaerellales; Mycosphaerellaceae. Gene Ontology annotation, cellular component: nucleolus; 90S preribosome. The transcript has a single exon.